AUGCAACAGCCCUUUGGGGCCGAGUUCGCUUAUGCCCUUGGGACGGUAAUCGCCCCAUACUGCGAGGCGAUGGUGCAGCAAAGGUCCACUGCUGCAAUGGCUUCGUUCGUGCAGAACCUGAGGCCGGAGGAGGUGACGCAGGGCACGGACGAUCGCCGCCAGCAGCAGCAAAUGCUGUACGAGCACGCAGAUCAGCUGAUGCAGCAACACAUGCAGGCUACAGGGGCGAUGCCGGUGCAGGCAAGCGAGAAGCAGAAGCAGGGCAUGGGCGAGGGAUCCAAGCCGCAGGAUGGGCCCAAGGCGACGAAUCCUACGCCUCCGGCCGAUGCGAGCCCAUCGCAGCAAGAGCAGCCGAAGAUCACGGUGGAUCCACCUCCUUCGAAGGGCCAUGCAAGAAAGGUGGCCAGGUACAGGACGGAGGGCGGCACCUUGGAGGUCUUCCUCCGCUUUGUGCCGAAAGGCUGUGAAGCAGUCGAGCCGGCCGUGAUUGAAGGGCAGGGCUCUGAUGCCCCAGUGCCGGGCAGUGCUCAGGCCUCAAGCUUUGUGCCACCGCCUGCGAGUACGACUACGAAUGCACCGCCCCCGCCACCUCCGCCGCCCGACAGCCCGCCGCACAUGGAGUCCAGACCGAAGGUUCCGUCGCCAGCAGCACCGCCCAAAGCUCGGCCGCAGCAGUCCACGCCGGGCGAGAUCGUCGUGCUGCCGAAGCUUGUCAGGGCGAGAGCAAGCGACAAGCAGAGCAGCGGCACUUCGGCAGCGACCGCAAGCGAUCCCGUGGCGGCCAGUAUCGGCAUCAGUGGUGAGCUGUUGUCGCCAGCGGACGCCGAGGAGGAUAUGAAGAAGAUGGCAGCCAGGACCCCCGCCAAGGAAGGUGAGGGCAAGGAAGAGAAGCCGGAAACCCCGGCAUCGAAAAAACGCCGUGUUCGGAGACGCCUCUUCGAGACCCCCAAGAAGGAGUCUCCGGCCGCAAAGAGUGAAGUCUCGAACGGGGAUGACUCGGGCGAGGAUGGUGAUCUGUUUGCAGGCAGGUUUCGCCUCAAAGCCAGCAGCAGCUUGCCAGCGAAGCGAGAGGCCCUGAAUCGUGUGCCGUCCCGGUCCAAGAACAAGAGACGCCGGGCAGGGAGCAGUCCUGGACCCAACACCGGCUCCAAGGCCUCCGAAGCUACCAAGCAUGAGGAUUUUGAGCCUGAGGAUGGCCCUGCUUUGGAUGUCAAAGAGGAGGCUGAGCAGGCGAAGAAGCCUGCACCAGCCCCGCCGCCCCCCUUGCAGCCUGCCAGCGAGGUGGACUCCGAGGUCUUGCAGUUCCUUCCCAAAGGUCUUGCCGAGCCAGAUAUUGCCAUCAUCAUCGACAUCUUGAUUUCAGAGGACCUGCUGACGAUGCAAGAUUGCCAGGAGAACUUGGCGGAUCUGGAGACGAGCAGCUCGGCUCUCUUGGGCACGUCUGGAUUGCCUUCUUGCAGCAUUGACAGUGCCAUCUCAGGCGAUGUGCUUUCCAUGCUGGGGGCAAGUGGACAAGCUUUGUUCUCCAAGCUCACGAUCAAAGGGAAGCGAGGAUUUUUGGGGUGGCCAGCAAAGCUGAAGGCCAGGAGUUUCCUACAUCAGUUGUGCUUUCCUUGUCUCUGA
This is a messenger RNA of Symbiodinium sp. CCMP2592, 1623 nucleotides long. The record is from the annotation of a GenBank genome assembly. Lineage: Eukaryota; Dinophyceae; Suessiales; Symbiodiniaceae.